Drosophila willistoni is the source of this 1375-nucleotide messenger RNA. RefSeq names its product zinc carboxypeptidase A 1. NCBI's taxonomy places the organism in Eukaryota, Metazoa, Arthropoda, Insecta, Diptera, Drosophilidae. Gene Ontology annotation, biological process: proteolysis. The record is from RefSeq and is a predicted model, not a curated record. The transcript has 2 exons. Gene Ontology annotation, molecular function: metallocarboxypeptidase activity; zinc ion binding. Bases 4 to 1269 code for a protein of 421 amino acids.
AAUAUGAAGUUACUAAAGUUGUUUCUACUAUUUGUCAUUAUUGAACUAAGUGUUGGCUUAAGUGCACAUCGGAGUUUUCUAAAUUAUCGUGUUUAUCGCCUGAAACCCAAUAAGCCAGAACAAUUGGAAAGUUUAAAAUCUUUGGAAGUGCGCCAUGAAGAAGUUUUCUUUCUCGAUCAUUUGAAAUUGGGCUUAUUAAAUGUUGUAGUAGCUCCAGAAUUUAAUGAAAAUUUUCUCGACUUUCUUCAAAAUGAAAAAAUUAGUUACGAUUUAAUUGAUAAGAAUGCCCAGGCCAGUUUGGACUUGGAUAUUGAACCCAUAGCGGAUGCCAAUCGUCGGAGUGAUGAUUACAGUUGGUCAGAGUAUCAUGAAUUGAACGAUACCUAUCUAUGGCUACAAAAUACAGCAGGAAAAUAUCCAAAUGUGGCAACUGUGUUUAAGGCAGGCGAAAGCUAUGAAGGACGUGAUCUUUUGGGACUUAAAAUUGAUCAUAAGGGCGAGGGAGAUAGACAAGCCAUCUUUCUGGAAGCUGGAAUGCAUGCCAGAGAGUGGAUUAGUCCGGCAACAUCUACAUUUUUCAUCAAUGAACUUUUGACCUCGCAAAAUCCCGAGAUUAUGAAUUUGGCCAAGUCCUAUGUGUGGUAUAUUUUGCCACAUGCCAAUCCCGACGGUUAUGUCUACACACAUUCUACAAACCGUUUGUGGCGCAAGACACGUAGUCCACAGGCAAACAAUUGCUAUGGCACCGAUCCGAAUCGUAACUGGGCCUUUCAUUGGCGGGAAAUUGGAGCCAGCGAUGAGCCAUGCUCGGAAUCCUAUGCUGGACCCAAGGCAUUCUCCGAAAAGGAAACAGAAACUCUAGCCCAAUAUCUACAAUCGUUGCCUGAGCCCGUUUUCAUGUACCUAUCACUGCAUUCCUUUUCACAAUUAUUACUUUAUCCUUAUGGGCAUACAUCGACUUUGCCAGAAAAUCAUAAGGAUUUGGAAUAUAUCUUUAGAUCUGCUGUUCAGGGAAUGAAACGACGCUUUGGCACACGUUACACUGGUGGCAAUGUCUAUGAUGCCAUUUAUCCAGCUGCUGGUUCUAGCAUGGAUUGGGCUUAUGGCGUAUUGAAAGUGAAAUACUCAUUCUGCUAUGAGUUGCGACCAUCGGGUUAUAGUUUCUGGACGGGAUUCCGUUUACCCGCAUCACAGAUUAUACCCACUGGCCAGGAGACAACCGAUGCUUUGGUAGAAAUGAUUAAGGCAGCUAGAACUUUAAAAAAAUAAUUUCAGAUACAUACAUAAAGUAUUCAAUCUUUGGCAAUGAAAUUAAAUUUUGGUCUUACUUAUUACUAAUAAUGCCUUUUUACGAAUAAACAUUUUAAAAAAUCAA